UUUUGUGUUUUCCUACCAUUGCUUUCCUGUGCAGUUAUUCCCUGUCAGCCACCUCCUGCCAUUGAGAACGGACAGUUCAGUGGUGUGCACACAGAUUACACCUUUGGGGUAGCUGUAACCUACAGCUGCAAAAAUGGGUUUUCUCUCAUCGGAAACGCCACAAUUCACUGUACAUCAGAUGACAACCUCAAUGGGAUAUGGAGUGGUCCAGCCCCGGAAUGCAAAGUGGUGAGAUGUGAAAAGCCAGAAGUGGAAAAUGGGAAGAAUUUAAAUAGCUUUGCCAGUGAGUACACGUAUGGGGAACAAGUGAGCUUUGAGUGUGCUCCUGGGCACGCUUUGAGCGGCGCUCAGACGGUUACCUGUGAUGCAGACAGUGCCUGGAAGCCACCUCUGCCAACGUGUGACCCACGAUACUGUGGCCCUCCUCCCAGCAUCCCUUCUGCUGAGUUAACAGGGGCUGCAAGCAGCAGCUCCUUGGCUGGAACAAAGCUGACGUACCAGUGUCAGCCAGGUUUCAUCACAGAGAAUGGGAAGUCACUGGAAGUCACCUGUCUGCUGGACACGACCUGGUCUGCAGGCUCUGCACUGUGCACACGUCAGCAAUGCGCUGCUCCCACAAUACAGAACGGGGUUGUGAAUGGGGACAGUUUCCUAUUUGGGGCAACUGUGACCUUCUCCUGCAACGCUGAGUACGAAUUAAAGGGAUCAUCUUCUGCCAAUUGCGUGGCAAUGGGAGAUGGAGUUAAAUGGAACGUGGAUCUCCCAUCCUGUGAAAGACGGAGCUCUGAUAUUCUCUGUGAACAGCCCCCCAGCAUCGGCAAUGGGGUUCACAAUGGCACAGAAGUCACAGCCUUCCUCCAGGGCUCCAUUGUGGUUUAUUCCUGCAAUGAUGGCUUCAUCCUGGCUGGAGGCAGCACCAUUCAGUGCCUAGCAAAGGCUCAGGACCGUGGAGUCUGGAGCACACCCACUCCUGAGUGCAGAGAUGGAGCGAGCAGCAUCAUUGUUGGAGUCCUGCCCCUCCUCCUGGCGAUGCUGGUGAUGAACUUCUAGAUCAGGGCACGGCUGCAGCAGGCAGAUGGUGGGAUGUGGUUGUGCCCUGCGUUGCCUUCUGGAGAAAUCAGCCCUGCAAUAGCGACUGGCAGACCUGUGAUGGAUAAAGAUGAUGUUGAGCCCUAGAGCCCCCAGACAAGCAGUUGCACUUUUUAGCUGGUGUUGUGCUGAGCCAGUGGCUCAGACGUGUGUGUGGUUAUUGCUAUGGGAAGUGGCAGUGAUGCCAAAGGUUUUUGAACUGCACUGCUGUGGACUCGAGGAAAUCAGGCACUUUGGGUACUUCCGUAUUCUGAUUUUCAGCCACACUGACAUAAUGCUGAGCCUCAUCUCCAUUAGGGCUCACAGCUGUCUGAAGUGUCCUGAUGUGUGACUGUCUCUGUAUGAAUGGUUCGUACUUGAAAAGAUCGUGUGAGCCGAAUACUGUGACACUGAAAGUACUGACAAUGUUUGCAUAGAAGCACACUGUAGCAUUUUCUUCAAGGCCAGUCUGGACAAAACAAGCCUUAUAGGCGGGUAAUUUUACUGGAGAGAAUUUAAAUAUAAACAUCUUGUGACAAA
This is a messenger RNA of Meleagris gallopavo (turkey), 1608 nucleotides long. Its product is annotated as complement component receptor 1-like protein. The record is from RefSeq and is a predicted model, not a curated record. Lineage: Eukaryota; Metazoa; Chordata; Aves; Galliformes; Phasianidae.